CUCCGAUUCUGUCCCUUCAGGGAUCGGCAGUUGAUGACUCCGCCUCUCAGCUCACCAGGUUCCUCUUCACCGAUGUUCGGUGAUGGGCAGCUGUGACUGACCGAAAGCGCUCUCCGAGGUGUGAGUGAGGUGGGACCCCACAUUGGGACCAACCCCACAUUGUUAACGGAGGUCGGUCGCGGAGCCUAAAGAGUGCCCAAAGGGAAGGAACGGUUGUGGGCGUCUUUCAGGUUAAUCUGAUGGGAGGGAGAAGAUAGAGCUAGGCAGCAGGGGUAUAGCUAAGCAAUUAACUGUUGAGAGCAGAAUGUUGCCGCCUCCCUCCUUCGUAAUGAUUUGAGGAGAGGAUAGGAAGAAAAGAACCCCCACCUUUUUCUUCCAUCCUGAUUACGAAGGCGGUAAGGUUGGGGCAAGACGGUGGGUGAUCCGUGUGCCUGGGACCUUGGGUUUCUGCCCCUCCAUUUGCCAACGGAGCAAGGUAGGUUCCUGGCCAACCUAAAACCUACUACCCGUAGAAAGUAACAAAAAGUUGUCUUAAAACUUAUUUACCUACCUGAAGUUGCUUUUCUGCCUGCGCGGCCUGCUGCUGCCGGAGUUUAUUCAAUCUGCGCAAAAGUGAUAACGAAAACUAAGCCGACUGUUAACGCGAAGGACGGACACGAAGCACGCGACCUACGCCCGUUCCCCCCCACCUUUCCGAACCGACGCCAGAGACAGUUAGAGAGAGAGAGGGCAAGAAGAGUAGUCAAGAUGUUGAAGAUAUGGUCGAUGAAAAAGGAGCAGCAAAAGGCUGAGAACUCCGAUGGUGCUGCCGCUGGUGCUGCUGGAGGGCCAAAGAAGAAGAAGGUUACUGCGGCGCAAUUGCGUGUGCAGAAGGACCUCAGCGAACUCUCCCUCGGCACAACGAUGCGAACCGACUUCCCCGACCCGGACAACAUCCUCUCGUUUAUUCUGUAUAUCGAGCCCGACGAGGGCAUGUACAAGGGGGGCCGGUUCUCCUUCACGUUCAACAUCACGCCCAACUUUCCGCAUGAGCCCCCCAAGGUGCAGUGCCGGGAGAAGAUUUACCACCCCAACAUUGACCUGGAGGGGAAGGUGUGCUUGAAUAUUCUGAGGGAGGACUGGAAGCCGGUGCUGAACUUGAAUGCGGUGAUUGUGGGGUUACAGUUUUUGUUUUUGGAGCCGAACGCGAGCGACCCGUUGAAUAAGGAGGCGGCGGAGGAUUUGAGGAGUAAUAGGGAGGGGUUCAAGAGGAAUGUGAGGAGCGCGAUGAUGGGGGGGAGUGUGAAGGGGGAGGGGUUUGAUAGGGUUGCUAUUUGA
Molecule: messenger RNA, 1317 nt
Organism: Podospora pseudocomata
Lineage: Eukaryota; Fungi; Ascomycota; Sordariomycetes; Sordariales; Podosporaceae
Gene: UBC12
Product: NEDD8-conjugating protein ubc12
Exons: 3
Coding region: 748-1317 (189 amino acids)
Source: RefSeq, a predicted model, not a curated record